This is a messenger RNA of Caretta caretta (loggerhead turtle), 5932 nucleotides long. RefSeq names its product latent transforming growth factor beta binding protein 4 (gene LTBP4). Gene Ontology annotation, molecular function: calcium ion binding. The record is from RefSeq and is a predicted model, not a curated record. NCBI's taxonomy places the organism in Eukaryota, Metazoa, Chordata, Testudines, Cheloniidae.
AGCCGCACCCCCCCGAGCCCCUGGCCCCCCCAAACCGUGCGCUCUAGGGCCCCCUCCCCGCGCCGCUGCCGCCGCCCCGGGGGAUGCCCUGGGGCUCCCCGCCAGGAUGCAGCCCCCCGCCCUGGCUGCCCUCACCCUGCUGGCCUCGCUGCAGCUGCUGGAGGUGCGAGGGGAGGGCACAGCUGGGUCCCAGGUGCUGAGCCCCGCCCCCAGGGACCAGCCCCCCCGGCCUGGCCGCCCCGUCCCCGCCGGGCCCCAACCCCCCCGCCUGGAGAAGCGCAGCCGGACCCUGGCCCGUCGGGGGCAGCGAGCACCCAAGGCAGCCAGCCCCCACGUGUGCGGAGUGACCUGCUGCCCAGGCUGGAGCCUGGCUCCCAAAACCCAGAAGUGCACAAAAGCCAUCUGCACCCCAAAGUGCCGCAAUGGGGGGCUAUGCCAGGAGCCCCAAGUCUGCACCUGCCGCCCGGGGUUCGCUGGCCGCCGGUGUGAGCAACUGGUGCCCCCUGAACCCCCCUUGGGGCUCCCCCCAGGGCCCAGUCCCCGCCCGACCAGCGCCUCCGCCCCGCGCCCCACAGCCCCCAACGCUAGGAGGGCAGCGUCCGUGCACUGGCAGCCGCUGACGCUGGCAGAGCUCCAGGCCGUGCUGCGGCGCCGGGCCGCUGGCCCCACGGACAAGAUGGCGUCGGUGCUGGCCAAGCACCUGGAAGCCCAGCGGGGCCGGGCCGCCCGCCCCGCGCCCCCCCCCAGCACCCGGCCCCCCAAGAGCGGGCAGACCCUGCACCGCAGCCCUCGGCCUGUCCUGUGCCCCCUGCUCUGCCAGAACGGGGGGGUCUGCAUCAAGAAGGACCAGUGUCUCUGCCCCCCCAGCUUCACCGGCAAGUUCUGCCAGAUCCCGGCCCCCCGGCCCCAGCCCCCAGCCCCAGCGCAGAAGGAAGACAGCCCAGGGGGGCCGCAGCCCCUCACCAAAUCCGUCUACACCCUGCCCCUCGCCAACCACCAGCAGGAGCGGGACGGUGCCCUGUCCAUGGUGAACGUCCACGUGCAGCACCCCCCCGAGGCCUCGGUGACCAUCCACCAGGUGGAGCGGGUGAGUGAGCCCAGCGCCCCGGGGCAGCCGCCCGCCAACGCCCUCUACACCGUCCUGGCCCAGAGCAGCCCCCACGCCAGCGGGUACCACGAGGACGCCGGCUACGGGUACUGCUUCCGGCAGCUCCACGCCGGGGAGUGCAGCGCCCCCCUGCCCGGCCUGCGGACUCAGGACGUCUGCUGCCACGGUGCCGGCGUGGCCUGGGGCGUCCACGAGUGUCUGCCCUGCGCCACCCAGACAGCGAAUGCACCCGCCCUGGGGCGGCAGGAGGCCCCGUGCCCCAAAGGCUUCCAGCGGGUCAAUGGCUCCUGCCAGGAUGUGGACGAGUGCCGGGAGGGCGGGUUCUGCCAGAACGGGCUUUGCACCAACACGCCCGGCAGCUUCUCCUGCCUCUGCCACACGGGCUACAUCCUCGACUCCUCCCGCAGCAGCUGCAUCUCCCACCACGUGAUCUCGGAGGCCAAGGGCCCCUGCUACCGGGUCCUGCGGGACGGGGCCUGCUCCCUCCCCACCCUGCGCAACAUCACCCGGCAGAUCUGCUGCUGCAGCCGGGUCGGCAAGGCCUGGGGCUGGGGCUGCCAGCGCUGCCCGCUCUUCGGCUCCGAUGGCUUCAAGGAGAUCUGCCCAGCGGGUCCCGGCUACCACUACUCCGCCUCCGACCUGCGGUACAAUGCCCGGUUCCUGGGCCCCGACCAGCCCCGCGUGCCCGUCGGCCGCCAGCAGGGGGCGCGCACGGCCGCCCCGCCCGCCACGGCCCGCUGGAGUGCCCAGCCCCCCGCAACCCUGCCACCUGCCCCCAAAGCUGCCCAAGAGGGGCCGACCUCAGAGCCCAGCAGCGUGUGUGAGCGGAACCCCGAGAUCUGCGGCCCGGGGCGGUGCGGCCCCCGCCAGGGCGGCUACACCUGCCUCUGUCACCCCGGCUUCUGGCUCAGCACCCAGGGCACCCACUGCAUCGACAUGGACGAGUGUCGGCAGAGCCCGCACCCCUGCGCCAAUGGGCACUGCGAGAACACCGUGGGGAGCUACCGCUGCGUCUGCGCCCCCGGCUACCGCGCUGCCCCGCCGGGCACCGAGUGCCGAGACAUCGACGAGUGUGCCCAGAGCCCCCGCCCGUGCGCCCAGGGCCGUUGUGAGAACACGCCCGGCUCCUACCGCUGCGUCUGCCCCACCGGGUACCAGCCCAACCCCCCUGGCACCAGCUGCACUGACAUCGACGAAUGCGCCCAGAUCCCCCGCCCGUGUGCCCAGGGCCUCUGCGAGAACACGGCCGGGAGCUACCGCUGCACCUGCCCCCGGGGCUUCCGGGCCAGUCCGGCCGGCAGCGAGUGCCUGGACGUGGACGAGUGCCGGCAAAGCCCACGGCCCUGCAGCUACGGGCGCUGCGAGAACACGCCCGGCGGGUAUCAGUGCGUCUGCCCGGCCGGCUUCCGGCUCGACCCCCAGCAGCACCACUGCCAGGACAUCGACGAGUGCGAGAACCACCUGGCCUGCCCGGGGCAGGAGUGCGUCAACUCGCCCGGCUCCUUCCAGUGUCUGCCCUGCCGGGAUGGGCACCGGCUCCAUAACGGGCACUGCACAGACGUUGACGAGUGUGCGACAGGCUCGCCCUGCGGCCCCCACGGCCGCUGCUCCAACACCGAGGGCUCUUUCCGCUGCCAAUGCGGCCCGGGGUACCGGGCGGGCGCGCCGGGGGGCCCCUGCGCAGAUGUCAACGAAUGCCUGGAGGGCGAGUUCUGCUUCCCGCACGGCGAAUGUCUCAACACCGACGGCUCCUACACCUGCCUGUGUGCCCCGGGCUUCGCCCCUGCGCCAAGCGGCACCGCCUGCCUCGACGUUGACGAGUGCCAACACGGGGGGGUGUGCGAGGGCGGGCACUGUGCCAACACGGACGGCUCCUUCGACUGCCACUGCCGGGCCGGCUUCCGGGCCAGCCCCGACAAGCACGCCUGCCAGGAUGUGGACGAGUGCCAGCAGUAUGGGGGCGCCCUCUGCGGGGCCCAGCGCUGCGAGAACCAGCCCGGCUCCUACCGCUGCGUCCCCGCCUGCGAGCCGGGCUACCGGGCCGGUGCUGCCGGGGCCUGUGUCGAUGUGGACGAGUGCCAGGAGUACGGGGGUGCCCUCUGCGGGGCCCAGCGCUGCGAGAACCAGCCCGGCUCCUACCGCUGCGUCCCCGCCUGCGAGCCGGGCUACCGGGCCGGUGCUGCCGGGGCCUGUGUCGACGUGGACGAGUGUGCGAACGGGACGCUGUGCGGGGACCACGCCAUGUGCCACAACCUGCCUGGCUCCUUCCAGUGUCUCUGCGACCAGGGCUACGAGACUGCCCGUGACGGGCGCCACUGCCAGGAUGUGAACGAGUGUGAGACGCUGCAGGGCGUGUGUGGGGCCGAGCUCUGCGAGAACGUGGAGGGCUCCUUCCUCUGCAUCUGCCCCAGCAGCGCCCAGGAGUUUGACCCCAUGACGGGGCGCUGCACCCACCCGCCCAGCCCCCCCCAGCGCCCCGGUCGCCUGCCCGCCCCCCAGCCCGAGCCCGAGCCUGGAGCGCCCGUGCGGGACCCCAGCCGCCAGGAGUGCUACUAUCAGGCCUGCGAGAAGGUGCUGGCCAGGAACGCCACCCGCCAGGAAUGCUGCUGCAGCCUGGGGCACACCUGGGGCACGGCCUGCCCGGCCCAGCCCUGCCCCCACCCGGGCACAGUGGAGUACCAGGCCCUGUGCCCCCGUGGGAACGGCUACGCCGCACCAGGACCCCUCGCCGCACUCACAGACAUGGACGAGUGUGCACUAUUCAACACCCAGCUGUGCCGGGGGGGCGUCUGCGUCAACAAGGCCCCCGGCUACGCCUGCUACUGCCCCAAUGGCUACUAUUACGAGACGCACCACCUGGAGUGCAUUGAUAAUGACGAGUGUCUUGACGAGGAGGCAGAGCCCUGCGUGGGCGGGGGCUGCGUGAACACCAUCGGCUCCUUCUACUGCGCCUGCACCCCCCCCCUCGUGCUGGACGGGUCCCAGCGCCGCUGCGUGGCCAACGACAGCCAAGCCCUGGACGAGAACCAGGCCGUGUGCUGGCAGGAGGUGGGGCCGGACCUGGUCUGCAGCCGCCCGCGCCUCGACCGGCAGGUCACCUACACCGAGUGCUGCUGUCUGUACGGGGAGGCCUGGGGCAUGGACUGCGCCCUGUGCCCCGCCCGAGACUCAGAUGACUUCGAGGCUCUGUGCAACGUCCUGCGCCCCCCGAGCUACGGCCCGGCCCGGCCUGGCCUGGGGCUGCCCUACGAAUACGGCCCCGAGUUCGUCCCCGGCUACGGGCUGCCCUACGGCCCCGAGCUGUUUGCCAGCUCCGCGGCGCGGGGCCCCCAGCCUGGCCUGCGCCCCGACUAUGACCCCUACGCCCUGGGGGGCUACGCCGGGCGCCACGACUCGCUCUACAGCUCCCCCACCUACGAGGCCGGCGACUUCGAGGACGUGGCCUACGUGGGCCGCCCGGAGGAGCCGCCCGCCCCCUACCGGCGGCCUGACGCCCCCCGCACCUACCGGCCCCGCAGCCCCCCGGACCCUGAGCCCGGCCCGGCCUGGAACUACCCCCCCAACCCUGCCAGCCCCUUCCCCGAGCAGCCGGGCCAGGCCAGCGAGACCCACGCCGAUCGGUUCGAGGGGCUGCAGGCCGAGGAGUGCGGGGUCCUGAACGGCUGCGAGAACGGACGCUGCGUCCGCGUCCCCGACGGCUUCACCUGCCACUGCCAUCCCGGCUUCCGGCUGGACGCCGCCCACAUGGCCUGCCUGGAUAUCGACGAAUGCGCCGAGGCCGAAGGCCCCCCCGCGCUCUGCCUCAACGGGGGCUGCCUGAACACGGACGGCUCCUACCGCUGCCUCUGCCCCCGCGGCUACGUCCUCACCCCACCCCCCCACUCCUGCAUCCCCGCCCGGCCCCAGGCCUGAGGGGCAGCUGGAGAGCCCGUGCCGGGGGGCGGGGGCAGGGAGGUAUUUAUUGUGUGGCUCUAGGGCUGCCCACCCCCUGGGAACAGGGGGCAUGGGCCCCCCGGGGGGGUGAGUCCCCAGGGGUUGGAGCCAAGGGAUUCCCCCCCGGGGCGUGAACCCCGGGCCCUUCUGUGCUGAGCCCAGCCUGCCCCUGGGGCUCAGGGAGCGACUCCAGCCGGCAGCACUAGGAGGCUGUUACCCUGUUGUCCUCUCCAGCUGGCUGACCCUGUCGUGGGGGGGGGAGUCACUGUCCAUCCCCGGGGGCCUCAUGAGGCUUCUCUCCAGUCAGUGGGCCCCCCCAGCCCCCUCGCCUAGACCCCCACAGCCCUCUGAGGUGAUUUGCCCAGCGGCCCACCCAGCCAGGACCCCCAAGGCUCCGGGUGGGGUGACAGGUGUGGGGCUCCCCCCAGAGCAGGAUGGGGAGAUGGGGGGGCCCCCAGGGACAGAGGGGGUCACAGGAGGCAGGUGGCUACUGGAGGGUGCCUUGGCCAAGCGUUCCCCACGGGGUGGGGUACCCUGGGCCUGUGUGUUGCGGGGCUGGCGUCCAAGUUACUCCUCUUCCCUCCCCUGGGAGAACCAGCCUCACCCUCCCGCAUAGCCCUGGGGGCCCCAGCCUGGCGGGAGGGUCUGGGGGGCUCGGGGCCCACUGGUGAGGGACGGGGUUCUCCGUGCACUUGGCCCUGGGAAUGGGGCAUCUGCCGGCGGCUGGUGGGAAGCGAAGAGUUAACAGCACGUGGCUCCAGGGCGCCCCCACCCCGCUCAGGCCAGCAGCACCCUGGCCCCCCCUCAGCCCCGGGGGGUUGCUAUAGCUCCCGGCCCCUGGGUCUCGUCUCCCCCCCUUGUUACAGGAAUAAAGGUUUUCUAUAAAAGGAA